Molecule: messenger RNA, 931 nt
Organism: Lycium barbarum (goji berry)
Lineage: Eukaryota; Viridiplantae; Streptophyta; Magnoliopsida; Solanales; Solanaceae
Product: small heat shock protein, chloroplastic-like
Exons: 2
Coding region: 120-830 (236 amino acids)
Biological process (GO): response to heat
Source: RefSeq, a predicted model, not a curated record
UAUUGCACUAACUUAAGCAACACAAAAAGUGAAAACAAGACCAAUUCACUAAGAAAGAAAUCUUGAUAACAAUAUCCUGUGAUAGAGAUUCUCUUUCUGAAUUUGUUCUAGUGUCCCUAAUGGCUGGCACAACUAUAACAUCUUCAUCAGCGUCUCCUUUAGUGUCAAAUGUUGCAACUUAUAGGACUAACAACAAGAUAGCUGCACCUUGCUCUGUUUUCUUUCCAUCUGCAUGCAACAUACGAAGGCCAGCGCCUAGGCUGGUAGCUCAGGCCACUGGAGAUAACAAAGAUACAUCAGUGGACGUUCAUGUCAGCAGUGGUCAAGGAGGAAACAACCAAGGCACUGCUGUUGAACGCCGUCCUAGGAGGAUGGCUCUUGAUGUCUCCCCUUUUGGAAUGUUAGAUCCAAUGUCACCCAUGAGAACAAUGCGGCAGAUGAUGGACACUAUGGACAGACUAUUCGAAGAUGCCCUUACAUUCCCAGGAAGGAACAGGGCAGCAGCUGGGGAAAUACGCGCUCCUUGGGACAUCCAUGAUGAUGAAAAUGAAAUCAAGAUGCGUUUCGACAUGCCUGGGCUUUCCAAAGAAGACGUGAAAGUAUCCGUGGAAAAUGACAUGCUUAUCAUUAAAGGCAAACACAAAAAGGAAGAAGGCGGAAAUGAUGAACACUUCUGGGGCAGAAAUUACAGCUCCUAUGACACUCGUUUAGCUCUCCCGGAUAAUGUCGAUACAGAUAAAAUUAAAGCAGAAUUGAAGAAUGGAGUUCUUUUCAUCUGGAUUCCUAAGACCAAAGUUGAGAAGAAGGUGACUGACGUGCAGAUCAACUAAAUUAAAAGCUCCCAAGCUUUUAUUUUUUAUAAGGCUCUUUUGUAACCUUCUCUAAAUGUAAGUUUGCAUAUAUAAAAAUAUGAGUUCAAUCUGAGUUACAA